Manihot esculenta (cassava) is the source of this 1207-nucleotide messenger RNA. RefSeq names its product protein LURP-one-related 4. The coding region runs from base 107 to 766 and encodes 219 amino acids. The record is from RefSeq and is a predicted model, not a curated record. The transcript is spliced from 3 exons. NCBI's taxonomy places the organism in Eukaryota, Viridiplantae, Streptophyta, Magnoliopsida, Malpighiales, Euphorbiaceae.
CUUCAAAAACAAGAAGACAACAGCUUCAGGCAGAAGAAGAUUACUCGUUUUUUCCAUGAUCAGUGUGUAUCUCACGUCCAUAAUUUAUAUUCAAUCGUAAACCUAAAUGAAAAGCCGCCUCCUGUUGCGUAUAUAUAUUUCUCUCCAUCUCCAAAACAGAGCCUUUCUUCCUACCCCUUUGUUAAUGGCUAAGAUUUUCCCUCAGAAACCCAUAUUUUCUCCUUUCAUGACCUUCAAGAGAGAAACUUUUACUGUUUGGAUGAAAUCAUUAGUCUGCCAUACAAAUGGCUGCACUGUCUUUGAUUCUAAUGGUGAUAUCAUUUAUCGCGUCGAAAACUAUGAUACAAAGUGCAACGAUGAGGUUUAUCUCAUGGAUCUUCGAGGCAGAGUUCUUGUAACCAUAAGAAGAAAGAGAUUAUUACUGGUUUUUGGACGCUGGUAUGGGUAUAGAUGGAAUCCUGCCAACAUUGACAAGGAGAAACCGUGGUUUGAAAUAAAAAAGUAUUGCAGAAUUUGUGUUGGAGCUGCAGCCUGUCAAGUUACUGUAGGGUUGGACAAGUACUGGGUUGUGAAAUUGAGACAUAAAGCAGCUUUCAGGAUCGUAGACUUGGAUGGAGAUAUUGUUGCUGAGGUGAAGCAGAAGCAAUCACCGGCAGGAACCGCAUUAGGAGAUGAUGUGUUAACUUUGAUUGUGGAACCUCACAUUGAUCAUUCUCUUAUAAUGGCAAUCCUGACGGUUUAUGGAUUAAUCAAUUACAAAAUGUAGCAACAUUGUAUUCCCAUAGAUAUAAAGUGCUUCAUUUGUAUACUACUUUUCUGUUAACAAGAUUUUAUAGCCUUUCAAGCAAAACCCAGAAACAAAAAUUGCAUUUUGUGGAGAGAAGAUGAUGGCAGCUCAAAGAAGAAGACAGAUUAGUUGAGUCAGUAAUAGCAAAUGCAAGUAGCUAAGCUAGGUCAUAAAUAGAGAGAGAGAUGGGAGGAGCAAGAGGGGGCAGAGAAAGGGAAGGCGGGCGACAAGAUUGUGAAGAUAAUAUGGAGACAACAUGCACGUAGAGUUUAGCACAGUAAAUGAGCAAAUUAUGACAAGCAAUUGAUGUGAACGUGGACACCCUUUUGCUUCCUCUUCUGCAUACAGAGUUCAAUUUAUAGGUCUUUCAUCCACAGCUGUAUGCUGUUCUUCUAUCUAAACAUUAAUUGGGGACCUCAA